Messenger RNA from Lachancea fermentati, 543 nucleotides. Lineage: Eukaryota; Fungi; Ascomycota; Saccharomycetes; Saccharomycetales; Saccharomycetaceae. The record is from the annotation of a GenBank genome assembly.
AUGUCCCUGAUAUCCAGUUUGCCUAUGAACUGGGUACUUUCGAAGCCACUUGCUAUCCUUCCAAGAUGGAGUAUUUUAGUUCCUUCUUUUCUAGGGCGUCAUACUGAAGUUAAACACCUAGAAGAUAUCCUAAAGAAACCCAGUGAAAGCGCUCCUUCGCUUUGCGAUUUCUUUUCUAAUAAUGGGAUACUGUUAGCUGUUCCUAAGAAGAAGGUUUCCCAUCAGAAAAAGAGGCAAAAACUGUAUGCACCAGCAAGAAAGCAAUUGAAAAUGAUACAUCACCUGAAUCAGUGUCCUUCUUGUGGUCAUUAUAAAAGGGCAAACACUCUUUGCAUGCAUUGCGUAGGUGAAAUUCGCCAUAUAUGGAAAACGCAUACGGCAAAGGAGGUGCUGGAACCCCCUCAAGAACAAAACAUGUCUGACUUAGACAAGCGUAUUUUGUAUCCUGGAAAGAAAGAUACAGAAUAUAUGAAAAAGCUGAAGGAUAAGGACACUUACUUAGAACGCCGUAUGAAACCUUUGCCAGUUGAGAAGAAGAAUUAA